AUAAGAAUCAUGCUUCACUGCUAGAAAUUAGAACUGUGGAAAUUUCUAUAGAACUAACAGUGUGGAAUCUUCAUAGAAUAAAAGCUUCAGAAUCUCUAGUUUAUAUCUUAUUUUUUUCUCAAGUAGGAAAAACAGCCCAGAUUAAUCCCAAACAAAAUGAUCUUAACCUAAAAUAGUUUACUAAAGUCCUCCCAAAUGUCAGAGAGAGAUCUUAAGACUAUAAACUGAAUAAGGGUCACGAAGUGGUCCAAACCACAUAAGUGGUAGUUUUAAACAACGAAGCUGCUGCACUCUGAAAAUGAAUGCAUCAAAGAGGAAAUAACCUCCUCGGCAAGCUUACAGCUACACAGCACGUUUGUCUCACUGCUUCCAAAUGCGGUGCUGGAGGCUCUGCAUUAGUCAAUGGGAGGAGGACUUCAGUAGCAGCAGCAGCAGCAGUGAGUCCACUGAACGGAUAGACAACAGCAUGCUCCGCAAAGUCACAAGCAAAUGAGAGGAAGGAGUCAACUUUGGCUUUGAAUGCCUGGCCUGGAUACAAUGCCUUAAAAAAGGAGAUGACCAGCUUAGCUACUGACCAUGGAUUGAAACAUAGAAAACUGGAACUGGAUUGAAUCACAGAAAAACGGCGAAUGGCUUUCUCUUAUACAAUGUCUGAACAAAACCUAAUUCCCAAGCAUGUUUUGCAGAGCACAUUCGAUGACUUAAUCUCUUCUAACUGGUCUGGAUUUCAGAAGGAAUUAAUACCAGAGGAAAUGAAACAGAUUGUUGAGGAACAGGGAAAUAAGCCACACUGGGCAGCUCUUCUGAUACUUGUGGUGAUAAUACCCACCAUUGGUGGAAACAUCCUUGUUAUUCUGGCCGUGUCACUGGAGAAAAAGCUGCAGUACGCUACCAAUUACUUUCUUAUGUCCUUGGCAGUGGCUGAUUUGCUGGUUGGAUUGUUUGUGAUGCCAAUUGCGCUCUUGACAAUAAUGUUUGAGGCCAUGUGGCCCCUCCCACUUGUUCUGUGUCCUGCCUGGUUGUUUCUUGAUGUUCUCUUUUCAACUGCAUCCAUCUUACACCUCUGUGCCAUUUCAGUGGAUCGCUACAUAGCCAUCAAAAAGCCAAUCCAGGCCAAUCAAUAUAAUUCCCGAGCUACUGCAUUCAUCAAGAUUACAGUGGUGUGGUUAAUUUCAAUAGGCAUUGCCAUUCCAGUCCCUAUUAAAGGGAUAGAUACUGAUGUGCCUAACCCAAACAACAUCACCUGUGAGCUAACAAAGGAGCGAUUUGGCAAUUUCAUGCUUUUUGGCUCUCUGGCUGCCUUCUUCACACCUCUCACAGUCAUGAUUGUCACCUACUUUCUCACUAUUCAUGCUCUAAGGAAGAAAGCUUACUUGGUCAAAAACAAGGCGCCUCAACGCCUAAUGUGGCUGAAUGUGUCCACAGUUUUCCAAAGAGACGAAACUCCUUGCUCAUCACCUGAAAAGGCAGCAAUGCUGGAUGGUUCUCGCAAGGACAAAACUCUGCCCAACUCAAGUGAUGAAACCCUUACGCGACGAAUGUCCACAAUUGGAAAAAAGUCUGUGCAAACCAUUUCCAAUGAACAGAGGGCCUCAAAGGUCCUUGGAAUUGUAUUUUUCCUCUUUUUGCUUAUGUGGUGCCCAUUUUUUAUUACAAAUAUAACUUUAGCCUUGUGUGAUUCCUGCAACCAGACUACUCUCAAAAUGCUCCUGGAGAUUUUUGUGUGGAUAGGCUACAUUUCCUCAGGGGUGAAUCCUUUGGUCUAUACUCUCUUCAACAAGACAUUUCGGGAUGCAUUUGGCCGAUACAUCACCUGUAAUUACCAGGCUACAAAGUCAGUAAAAACUCUUAGAAAAUGGUCCAGUAAGAUCUACUUCCGGAAUCCGAUGGCAGAGAACUCCAAAUUUUUCACAAAACAUAGAAUGCGAAAUGGGAUUAAUCCCGCAAUGUACCAGAGCCCAGUGAGGCUCCAAAACUCAACCAUUCAGUCUUCAUCAAUCAUUCUACUAGAUACACUUCUCCUCACUGAAAAUGAAGGUGACAAAACUGAAGAUCAAGCCAGUUAUGUCUAGCACAACUGGUACAGUUUUCAUCUAAGCUGAUGAACAAGAUUCCAGGUGCACCAAGAAUACGUAAAGAAGAAUUUUAGGUAACAUGUCAAUCAUCUCUUCAAACUAAGAGUUAAAUAUUACGAUUAUCCAAUUUUCUUAUUUGGACAAAAUUACUCUAUGAAAAAAAUAAUUUUGUACAGCUACAAACAAAAGGAAUCCAGCACUCAGGUUAAAUGUUAUGAUUUUUGAAUGAAAUAAAAUUAGACAAUAAAUUUCAGGCUUAAAAAAUAUCAAUUUCAUAAAAUUUAUUUAGUUCCUAAUUUUAUGCAAAGUUGUGCUAAGAAUGAAAUAAAAUAAGCAAACAUUAGCCUUGUCUUCAAGACGUAAAAGUGUAAGAUGUGAACAAGUGACUGGAGCAAGGACUAAAAAUAAGUGCACAAAACAUCUGGGAGGCAGUUUAGAGAGCCACUUACAGUCUGGUUUAAUUAAAUACAGUCAUAAUUUUCCUUCACUCAGGACACUGUCUUGAUAGAAGGAAUAGGAGGACAAUAGCCAGAUAUCCCAUGUAAUAGGAUUGUAGAACUAGAACUGUUUGUUAAAUGACUAGUACCAGGCACCUAAUCAGCAGAGGGGUCUACUUAGACAAGAAGGAGGUAAAUGAAAUUGCUGUUGAGAAUGUGAAUCACGUUCCUUGGAGGUACUAACAGACAGGCUCAAGAUUGAUGCACAGGACCUCAACGGUAAGCAAUCUCAUAAAAAGACCACAGCUGCCUGUCUUUGUCCAGUGACUCAGUUGAACUGGCACAAAAUUUUUCAUUCACCAUUUUAUUAUUUAUUUUGUACUGCUAGAUCUGGAAAUGAGUCCAAUCUGUGCCACUUAAUGGAAAGCUGAUGAAUUAGCAAAUGAUAUUUAAUUUCUCUGAGCCUCAGUUUUCUCAUCUACAUUUUGUGCAGUUUUUAUGAGGAUACAAUGAAUAUACAGUAGGCACUCAGUGAGUGGUAGCCAAUUCUCUCUACUUAGUUUUGAUUUUUUUAAAAUGCUACUCCUGCAAGUGGUAAACAAAUUUAAGCCGAGGGGAUCAGUCGCAAGGACAGCCCAUACCUUAGCUUUGCAUUUAAAGUUGAUCCAUACUUACGCUUCAGCCUUUUGCUCUAUCACUGACUCUUUCUAGGCAACUAACUGAGUUUAGGGAAUUACCUCAAGAACUGUGUUGGCUAUGGAGAAUGUCAGUGUAAAUGAAAGAGGAAUAUUCCCCCAGUGGCAGAAUCCUUUCCUAGAACAUGGAUCCAAUACACAGAUUCUAGUCUGUAACCUUUACUUAUGGGCUUUAUAUCAUCUGCUAGGAAAAGUAUAUUCUAGAAAUUUAAUUCCUAAAUCAUCAAAGUUUAGGCACUUUUCUCUACUGGUCUAAGUUUUUCAGCAGUAUUUUUUUGUUUUUGUUUUUUGAGACAGGGUCUUGCUAUAUACAGGCUGGUCUUGAACU
Molecule: messenger RNA, 3535 nt
Organism: Heterocephalus glaber (naked mole-rat)
Lineage: Eukaryota; Metazoa; Chordata; Mammalia; Rodentia; Bathyergidae
Gene: Htr2b
Product: 5-hydroxytryptamine receptor 2B
Biological process (GO): G protein-coupled receptor signaling pathway, coupled to cyclic nucleotide second messenger; chemical synaptic transmission; serotonin receptor signaling pathway
Cellular component (GO): plasma membrane; dendrite
Molecular function (GO): neurotransmitter receptor activity; G protein-coupled serotonin receptor activity
Source: RefSeq, a predicted model, not a curated record